CUUCUCGGCUAGUGGCUACUAGCUAGUUAGCUGUCAAGAGGAGAGGCUGGGGCUCAGACCUGUCAGCUCUCCCUCCCCCCGGCUUGGCCGUACAAAGCUCCGGCCCAUAAGCUUCACAACAAAAUCCGAUAGAAUAUUCUUUAUCUUGCCAGCUGAGAUGAUGUGAUGCAUCGCGAAUGAUUACUCAAAGAGGGACCCAGCUCCUCCUCAGUUUAUCUGCUCUGAGUCUGAGUCCUCGUUGCUAGCUAAUCGGCUAGCUAGCCCAGCUAAACCCUUCCGUUUCGUCGGUGUACCCUCUUUAGUGUGAGUCGCAGACACUCGGCCCUCGUCCUCGUAGCAGCUCUGCACCCGUUGCUGUCGGUCGACCAGUAUUUUUGGGGUUAUUUGGCUGUUUAGGACAAAAUGGGUGCGUUUCUGGACAAACCAAAGAUGGAAAAAUAUAAUUCCCGUGGUGAGGGUAACAACCUAACGUAUGGGCUGAGCAGCAUGCAAGGUUGGCGGGUUGAGAUGGAAGAUGCGCACACGGCAGUAAUCGGUCUGCCUCAUGGUCUCGACCUCUGGUCAUUCUUCGCUGUAUAUGAUGGGCAUGCUGGCUCUCAGGUGGCCAAGUACUGCUGUGAGCACCUGCUGCACCACAUCACCAGCAACCCAGACUUCCAGAGUGCUUUGCAGGAGGACCCCUCUGUGGAAAGUGUGAAGAGUGGGAUCCGCACAGGAUUCUUGCAGAUCGACGAACACAUGCGAACCAUCUCUGAGAAGAAGCAUGGCGUGGACCGCAGUGGUUCCACCGCAGUGGGGGUGAUGAUUUCUCCAAGCCAUAUCUACUUUAUCAACUGUGGCGACUCGCGGGGGCUCCUCAGCCGGGGUGGAGCCGUGCAUUUCUUCACGCAAGAUCACAAACCCAGCAACCCACUAGAGAAAGAAAGGAUCCAGAAUGCUGGUGGUUCAGUUAUGAUACAGCGAGUUAAUGGGUCCCUAGCUGUGUCUCGGGCUUUGGGAGACUUCGACUACAAGUGCGUUCUUGGAAAAGGCCCAACUGAGCAGCUGGUUUCUCCAGAGCCUGAAGUUUAUGCAAUAGAGAGAAGUGAGGGCGAAGAUGAGUUCAUAGUACUAGCUUGUGAUGGCAUCUGGGAUGUCAUGGCCAAUGAGGAACUGUGUGAUUUUGUGAGGUCAAGACUAGAGGUUACAGAUGAUCUUGAAAAAGUCACCAAUGAAAUUGUUGACACCUGCUUAUACAAGGGAAGCCGGGACAAUAUGAGUGUUGUGUUAAUCUGCUUUCCUGGGGCUCCGAAGGUAUCUCCAGAAGCAGUGAAACGGGAGGCUGAGCUGGACAAAUAUCUGGAGGGCAGAGUAGAAGAGAUCAUCAAAAAGCAGGGGGAUGAAGGUGUCCCAGAUUUGGUCCAUGUGUUGCGGACGUUAGCAGCUGAGAGCAUCCCUAACCUCCCCCCUGGAGGAGACCUGGCGAGCAAACGAAGUGUUAUUGAAGCAGUGUACAACAAACUCAACCCCUACCGAAGCGAUGACACAGACUCUGCGUCCACUGACGACAUGUGGUAACACAACCUCCUACCACUAACACAGCAUAGAGUUUACAAACCACCAUCCUCUCAAGACCCACAGCAGCUCAGCUCAGCAGUCUGUCUCUCCGUCACUCUGAGCUUUUGGUUUCUAAGAAGGGAAUUUCAUGGGAGGAGGAAGAGGAGGAGGAGGAGGAGGAGGAGGAGGAGGAGGAAGAAGAAGAGGAGUUGCAUGCACACAAACCUGGAAUAGUGCAGCACCAGUCCACUCUGGAGUUCAGGAUCCCCACCGUCUUGUCUCCCCUUUAUGUUCACCCACCUUAAUAUUCUCCUCUAAAGUAAUCCAUAACAAGUGAGUCCACAAGGUUUUCUUUCUUUAUGUUAAAUAAUCAGCUUAAGUAGUAAGAUUUUUUUUUCUUUUUUUUCUUUUUUUUGCUGUAAUUAAUUUGAUUCACAUUUCCUUGUGUGUGUUUGUAUAUUUCUGUUUUUGUGAAGUGCAAUUGUCCUGUACAAACAGCCUGUAUUUAAUGCAGCUUGAUUUUAAGUUAAAAAAUGAAAGAAAUGGAAAAAGAGAACAUUUUAUGCACUAUCUGCCUUUUCCUGCUCUUCUGGAAGUCUAACAAAUCUUUUUCAGUGAAUAUUACCGCUUGUCCUCCUGGCACGUCUCUGCGCUUUUACCUUUUCUUUUUUAAUUCCCCCCCCAGUUAGUCUAUGCUCCUUUAAAGAAACGGGUAAAUUGUAUAGUUGACAGCACAGUAAGCUUUCGAUAUCAGACCAUUUAAAUCCUAAUUAUUUUUUUCCCUGUGCUUUUUUUUUAAUUGUAUUUUACUUUUUAUAAGUGUUUUUCUGUACAUGCUCAAAUAAUAUUGGCAAGCUGUUUCUCAGUCAUUUUGAAAGUAUGAAGUGGAAAUAUAUAAACGUGUAUAUAUUCUCAUUUCUGCAAAGCUCUGCGGUUGGUUCCAUGUUCGCACGUUUCUGUGCAGAUGGACACCUGCGAGCGUGCGUGCCCUCUUGUGUGUACGUACACGCCGCACGCGUGUUAGUGGAAAGGCAGAUCUUAAUGAGCAACUCUAAUUUCAACUCGCCGAGGUGGUUCAGACAACAAAUCGGGCUGGAGUUCAAGGGAAUCGCCCUCCUCGUGCUAACCCAUUGUCAGCCUUUUUUUUUUUUUUUUUUCUUUCUUCGUUUCUCUCUUUCAGCCAGUGCUUCAUAUCAACUCAACAACAUUUGAACAACUUUUAGCUCUAUCUCUUUCCACACAUAUAUAUGACUGUAACCUGAGAUGACACAAGUAACUCAAUUUACCAGUGGUGUACAAUGAUUUGCUAGUCUUGUGUGGACUAGUGUACACACUUUUGUGUCAUAUUUAAAUAUCAGAUUCUAAACCUACUUCCACACCAGUGACCACUGUGGGUGCCAUAUAAUUUUUUUUUUUUGAUCAUAUUUUACAGCUUUAUAACAGCCUAUGCCAAGUUUUAUUUUUCUUUCUCAUGAGAUUAAGUUCUUUUGUAUGUGGUACAGAUAGAUUUUUAGCAUUUAACAUCUGAUAAUUUGACCUAUGUGAACAGUUAAAGCACUGAAUAUUUUAGACGGACUCGCGCAUUAACAGUCGGAAAACGGUUCGAAAACAUACGAGCCUCGUUUUUAUUCAGGUAAUUUGGAAAUUCACACCAAGAACAAACACGUAAUCUGCAUUGAGUUCUUGCGGUUGUACAGCACCUUUUUAUUCCCAUUCGCUCUAAAUAAAACCCUCCCCCAUGGCACCACAAGCCACAUCACAAUACAGUUUGCUGCUAUAGUGUAUCACUUGUAGGUUAACUUUAUUUCCCACCUCUGAAAAGACGGUCACUGACUAAAUCUGUAUUUAACACACUCGGUAGAUGUAUUUCUCGAAGAGAAAUGGUUUUUAUUUCAGAUUUAUUUUCUGCCAUUUUUUUUUUUUUUUCUUUUUUGUUUUGUUUGUGUGUGUGUGUCUUGCAUUGUUGGAAAUUUCUGUAUGUAUAUAUUUUUGACUUAACUUUUCAAGGAAUAAAUCAUGUCGCUUGAGUUUAGUUUGUUGCCAUGGACAAAAUGUGAUUCUGGUUUGUCUUGAGACGGUUGGUUACAUUUUGGGGGUUCGGGGCGGGGAAAAAAAAGCAAGAAAAAAAUCCUCAAACACUUUGUUGUCCCCGUCGCCAACGCUGAUGAUUAGUUUUAAGUGAUGAAGCUUGAUAACGUGCUAAAAUCAAAAUGACAAUCCUAACUAUUUCGCAGGCUUUAGGCUUAAACGGACUCUAACUUUGAUGAUAAUCCUAAAUUAAAAAUGCCAAAGUGUAGAAGUCACGGUACAAAGAGAACGUAGCUCUUACACUGCAACAGUCCAAAAAUAUAAAGUUAUUAGAUGCUAUCCUGUAGCUCCCAUUAGUUGACUUUUAAAGGUACUCUGUGGAGUUUUGAACCUUUGCCGGUGGUUUAGGGAAAUGUUCGCUUUAAAGCGCACACCAAGAACGUGAGUGCACUCCCCCUGCCUGCAGGGGGCAGUAAUGUGUAUAUCAACAGGUGGCGUCAUGGUGAUGUGGUGCGAGUGUGCCAACAAACCAUUAGAGACUGGAGGAUCGUGUACAAAGAGCGGGAGGCGGGGAGAAAAAAAAACCCACCUACUGACGAACAUGUUACUGAAAAUUUGGCUAGGCCUUAUAGCAAAAUGCAUUUUGCUCAGAAAUAUUGAAUGUAACUUAAUUUUGUAUUUACACUGAAGACUCCAUAAAGUACCUUUGACUAGUCACCCUACAAAAAAGACAAAAAAAACAAGUAUAAUAUCGACAGGUUUGUUAAAGUGGUACAGUAGCAAACUCCAGACUGUAAACGUGUCAAAUAGGAAAAUAGUUUUCUUUGUGUUUGCAUGAAAAUAUGGUUUCACUGAAUAUUCCUUCCCACAAAAAUCAAAUUUCAACAAAUAAACCGCUAAAUGGUUAGCAUAUUUUUCAGAGUGCUCACCUUAAUACUUGUAUGUCUACUGUACACACACAUGUAAAACUCAAGCCAAUAUAUUCGGUGUGUUUGCAAAACAUUUUUUAGUAUUUAUAUUAAAAUGCUCUUUUUUUUUUUAUUUAGCUAAGCAGUUUAUAUUUAAUCUAUAAGCUAUUUAUUUUGCUCUGCAUAGCUUGUAUUUGUUAAGUGCACUAAAUAUCUCCCCUUGUCUAACCUUUGUCUGCACCCUGCUGCUUGUUGAUAUUACAGUGUGACCCUGAAAGCCACAUUUCAUGCUAUUUUUUUUCUUUAAGCUUAAAGAGGAACAAACUUAUUUCUUUGUAUGUCGAAGCAGUUUAUAAACCCGCGCCCCUGGACUGUCCACCCUUUAAAUUAUCCUGGAUCCUUCAAUUAUUAUUAAUGGAUUACCCAUUUCUACAACUGGCUCAUUCCUCAUGAUGAGAAUUGUUAGAAAUUAACUUUGAAAUGUUGAAAGUUGCUGCAGCUGUAACACAUUUGCAGAUACAGACAGUGGCUUGGUCAUGAUUUGUCCGUAGACAUAUUAUCAAUUUUUCCUAAAUCAUCCCUGUUACUUUCCCAAAAACUGAUCAAAAAAAAAAAAGGAUCCCAAACGUAUAUAGUUUUAAUCUCUCAUUAACUGAAAUACCUCAUAAACUUUAUAGUAAAUGUUUUUUUGUCUUUUGUUUGGCGAUUUUACUUUAACAAGGACCAUCCUCCGAUGGCUCUUCCCUGUUAUUGUUUUAACACUGAUCAAUUAGAGUGAGAUAAGGUUGUACAGUGUUCGAAUUGUUCUAUUAACUAAACAGAUGACUCGAGAAGCUACUGUAGAAGACGACUUGUUUUAGUGACUAGGAACACUAUUGGCCUCGUCCUGUUAGCUCCCCUCCGACCCCCCCCCCCCCCAGCGUCGCCCUCAAACCUGUGUAACCUCACCCGCUUCGCCCCCUUGUGUGAUGCUCACUUGGCUCAAAUCUAUAAUUGUAUCGAGAGUUCAGGGUUUUAGAAAUGUGAGAUGUGUGAGAAAAUAAGUGACUAAAUGACAAUAGUCAUAUGCACUGACCAUCUAUAAUCAGCUCUUUUUUUUCCAGAAAAUUAUUGUAGAAUAAAAAAAAAAUUAAAAAUUAAAAAAAAAAAAAGAUUAUAAAGCUAUUUACCUUUGGUUGCCUGGAAAGCAUCCUGUAUAUUCUUGUAUGGAGGACUACCUGGCAGAAGUUGAAAGAGAUUUUAAAUGCUUGCGCCCUCUUGUACAUAGUGAUGUACCUCAGUUGUGGCGUGUACUGUGUGACCCUUAGCAGUGGUGGUUUACUUGUCCCCUCCCAGGGGGACCUGAGCCUCCCUUUGCUGACCUUUUUCAGCUCAUAAAUAAGCUCACCGAUUUGCCUUACCCAAAUCUCAUGUUGCCCCCUAAAGUACUUGUCCAACAAAACACUAUGAAGAGGAGUACAGAUUAAAAACUUUGUCCAGUUUAAGGUACUUAAGCUAUCAGCAAAGUGACUUUGUCCUGGUUGUCACAAGGUACAACUUUUCAAGCAUCGCUGGUUUGUUUUUUUUUUUUCCUGUUAUUAUUAUUAUUUUUUUCCAUGUUACCGUAUUGGAUCUUGAAAAAGCUUAUUUAAUUUUCACUGCAGAUGAUGUCAUACUUUUAACAAAUGCAAGUGUUUUAACAUGGUAACCUCGUAAGCAUUCAAAAUGUGCGUACAUACAUUAAUGUCUGCUCUAUUUAUGAUUACAUUCAAGAAUAGCUUUAGAGUGCUGUAGUUAAGUAUCGUCGAUGUUGAUUCAAAUGCUUCUCAGAGGCCUCUGUGAGUGAUUUUACAAAGUUCAAUAACUGUAUAUUUUGUAUUAUGUUCUAGCUCCAAAGGAAUGGCAGAGAAAAAAAAAAAAAGAAAUGUUUAAAAAAGCUUUGUUCCCUGAACUAAAUUGUACUAUUUGUGUUGUCGAUUGAACAAAUUGCAUUCCUUGCUUGUGAAUAGAUGCGUUUUUCUCCCUGCUCCUUAAAUUUUCUCCCCUUCUUUCCCUCCUUUCUUUCAUUUUUUAGCCUUUGAAGUUUGAAUAAAAUUUCUAGUUUGCAGAAUGUAUUACUAAAUAAAUGGGUUGUCAUCUUGUA
This is a messenger RNA of Mugil cephalus (flathead mullet), 6594 nucleotides long. RefSeq names its product protein phosphatase, Mg2+/Mn2+ dependent, 1Aa (gene ppm1aa). The transcript has 6 exons. NCBI's taxonomy places the organism in Eukaryota, Metazoa, Chordata, Actinopteri, Mugiliformes, Mugilidae. Gene Ontology annotation, cellular component: cytosol; nucleus. The record is from RefSeq and is a predicted model, not a curated record. Bases 403 to 1557 code for a protein of 384 amino acids. Gene Ontology annotation, molecular function: manganese ion binding; protein serine/threonine phosphatase activity; magnesium ion binding. Gene Ontology annotation, biological process: protein dephosphorylation; positive regulation of canonical Wnt signaling pathway; positive regulation of canonical NF-kappaB signal transduction.